CCGGUACGACGGUUCGGCCCGAGCUCACAGUUAGCAUUUUAGCGAACAUCCCUCGGUCGAGCGGCGUGUGGAUGAUAUUGAAGGUUUAUUCGCUGUCUCGUAUUAUCACUCGAAGUCUGUGAAGUCACGAGGUUUUUGGAAAUAAAUAGACACUGGAAAUGGCUCAUGAUAACGUGUUAGCAUGCUAACUUCUCCUAACUGCCAAUACUAAAGGCCCGUUUGGAAACUGAACGAAGAUCGUGUAUAUCGAACACAGAAUGGUUUGCUAACUGUAUAUUAGUGUUAUGAUAUUUGACUCUUUACAUUAUAUCUGUUUGUUUGGUUUGGGCACAGAGAACAGGCCGUUAGCUGUGAGCUGCUAACCGUUCGGGAGAGGCACCUGGCCCGUCAGGCUGUCGUCGCAUUGGUGUAUUUGAAACCAUUUUUGGGAUACUUUUGACGUCUUUAUACUUGUACAUCGGGUUGACCACUCUGUCCUCGCCAGUACCGACAUAUAUGAUCAGUGAGUCCGUCGGUCUUGUUAUAAACUAAACUAACACACUUCAUAAGAACGUUUAUAUGAGGUUAGCUCAUGGCGCAAGCAAAUUGGCCUUAUGAACGUGGUCAAAAGCGUCCGUGUUCACAUGUUAGGUCGGUCUGGUUUAGGUCUUUAUAUGAGAUCUGAAAUGAUGGAAGGUGAUGGUUUCGGUAUACGAGGCUAACCCGGAAAAAACGCAGUUACAUAAGCUGUGAUUACCUUUCAUGUUAUUCCAGCAGCAAUAACUCCCUAACAGACAUGUUGUGUGUCUGAUUUGAGAUCGCCCGCAUUUAUGCGCUACACUAAAUAUCCAGUGCGUGUGUUUAGUGUAUUUGAGUAUUAUUUGGUCUGAUGUGUGGAUAUUUGUAGUAUUAAGUUUCGGUGUCAGAUUCUCAGUUUCAUUUUUAGUGCUGCAUUGUUCUCAUCUCGGCUCAUUCAGAUAAGCGAGCGCUGCAGGAGCUGCAUGAUUUGGGCCGUGACCCACCUGCUCAGUGUUCAGCAGGUCCAGUAGGGGAUGACAUGUUUCACUGGCAGGCCACAAUAAUGGGACCAAAUGACAGUCCUUACCAGGGUGGGGUGUUCUUCUUGACCAUACACUUUCCCACAGAUUACCCUUUCAAACCUCCAAAGGUUGCAUUUACCACAAGAAUCUAUCACCCAAAUAUCAACAGCAAUGGAAGCAUCUGUUUGGAUAUUCUGAGGUCACAGUGGUCACCAGCACUUACCAUUUCCAAAGUUCUCCUGUCCAUCUGCUCCCUGCUGUGCGACCCCAAUCCGGACGACCCCUUAGUACCUGAGAUCGCCCGCAUUUACAAGACUGACAGGGAAAAGUACAACAGAAUAGCUCGGGAAUGGACACAAAAGUAUGCAAUGUAGUUUAGGAGUUAGAAUCAUGGUGGGAGAAAAUUACACCUCUCCAUAUUAAGGUUAGGGGAGCUUUGAAAGUUCAAAAGAUAAAAAACACAAAAAAAAAAACAGAUCUUGUUGGUUUCCAUUGGAGUGCUUUCUUUAAGCCACGCCUACCCUCAAAAGAGCACCUCUUCCUCACUCUUAUCCCCCAGGCAGCCAUGGUGUACAUACUCCGACUACAACCGUAGCCCCUCCUGAACUCCAUCUCCUGCUUCACCACCUCCGUUGCUAUAGCAACGCACCCACUGCUUAGGAUCAGUCCGUAUCAAUUUUUCUGUUGAAAAUGUUUGACUCUAAAAAUCAUUCCUUGUUGUUUUUAAGAACUGGGAAGGUGGGCUACAUUAUCCUAAUUAUUCCUUCUCCUUGUGUUUUGUGAUAGUCUGGAGAUGGGAUAUGUACCUUUACAGUUUACAUUUUCAUUUCCAUUUCCUGGACGUUGGAUCAGGAAAUAUUUUUUGUUUUUGUUUGCAGAGAAUGGAGGGGUAUGCUGGCUCUCUUUUUGUAUAAAAUCUAUCUAAGGAAUUCUUUUAAAAUCAUAGCAGGUAAUUCAAGGAAAAUGGACCUCCUGUCCUCUACUCUGGAGUAUUCUAAAGGACUUGAAAACUAUGAAUAUAUAUAUUUUGUUUCCAUUUGCCAAUGCAAAGACUGUCUCUACCCCUUUCCUUAGCCAUGACCAACUUCACAAACGUUCACCAUUAUGGAGGGUUUCAGACCAGUUAUUUAAAGCAGUCUCUAUAACAUACAUAUUUUUUCUCCCCCAACCCAACCUCGUAACUCUUAGGUUGCUUUUUUUCUUUUUCUUUUUUUCUUUUACUGCUCUUGUUGAAUUAGAUGCUAACAUGGUUCAGCCAGACUCGAUUGGGUCCCUGGGUGAGAGUCUCCUCACAGACAAACUUCUGUAUAUUUAAUUUCCCGACAGGCUCGUUGAGCUUUGUGUGUUGAUUAAAACUGUGUAAUAAAAUGAUUACUAAAGUCU
Messenger RNA from Xyrauchen texanus (razorback sucker), 2402 nucleotides. RefSeq names its product ubiquitin-conjugating enzyme E2 D2. Lineage: Eukaryota; Metazoa; Chordata; Actinopteri; Cypriniformes; Catostomidae. The transcript has 7 exons. The coding region runs from base 1037 to 1393 and encodes 118 amino acids. The record is from RefSeq and is a predicted model, not a curated record. Gene Ontology annotation, molecular function: ubiquitin conjugating enzyme activity. Gene Ontology annotation, biological process: protein K48-linked ubiquitination; ubiquitin-dependent protein catabolic process. Gene Ontology annotation, cellular component: nucleus.